GGGGGAUCGCGACCGGGAUCGGGGGGAUCCGGAACAGGGCGGGACCCGGGUGGGCACCGGCGGCACAGGAACCGUGCCGGCGGUGCCGGGACGGGAUGGACGCCGGCGGUGCCGAUCCGAGGCCACCGGGCCAGCGCGUGGCAGAUGCCACCAGGGCCACACUGGCACCAGGCAGCCACGACCAGUCAGGCACCGGCAGCACCGGUGUGGGGACAAAUCACCAGAACCAGGCAGAUACCAGCAGCUCCAAACCAACGCCGGGGCACCGGGACGCGGCAGUCACCGGGAGCGCCGAGUUGGGAACACGACGCCAGGACACGGCAGAUGCCGGCAGCGCCGAACUGGCCCCGUGGCACCAGCACGAGGAGGGUGCUGCCGCCAAGCCGAGCCGGCACGACGGUGAAACCACCGGCGAGGUCCCGGCAGCGGGCGCCCGGCCUUUUCGGUGCGGGGCGUGCGGGAAGCGGUUCGGGGCGAGCGCCACGCUGACGCGGCACCAGGCGCUGCACGGUGCCCAGCGCCCCUUCUCCUGCGCCGAAUGCGGCCGCGACUUCUGCGACCGGGCGGCGCUGGCAACGCACCGGCGAGGGCACACGGGCGAGCGGCCCUUCGCCUGCGCCGAGUGCGGCAAAACCUUCGCCGGCAGCGCCGGGCUGCUGGUGCACCAGCGGGCCCACACGGGCGAGCGGCCCUUCGCCUGCGCCGAGUGCGGGCAAACCUUCGCCCUCCGCUCCGCGCUGGCCCGGCACGCCCAGACCCACACGGGCGAGCGGCCCCACGCUUGCGGCGACUGCGGCCGUCGCUUCCGCCAGCGGGCCCACCUGGCCCGGCACCGUCUGGCGCACACGGGCGAGCGGCCUUUCCCCUGCGGCGAGUGCGGCAAAGCCUUCGCCCUCAGCGCCACGCUGCUGCGGCACCGCCUGGUGCACAGCGGCGAGCGCCCGCACCGCUGUCCCGACUGCCCCCGCGCCUACACCCAGAGCGCCUACCUGGCCCAGCACCGCCGCAGCGCCCACGCCGGCCCACGGCCCCACGCCUGCCCCGACUGCCCGCGGGCUUUCGCCGACCGCGCCAACCUCCUACGGCAUCGCCGGGGUCACGCCGGCACCCGGCCCCACGCCUGCGGGCAGUGCGGGCGGCGCUUCGCCCAACGCGCCAGCCUGGUUGAGCACGGCCGGCGGCACACGGGCGAGCGGCCCCACCGCUGUCCCCAGUGUCACCGGGGCUUCCGGCAGCGCUCGGCGCUGCUGCGGCACCGGCGGGCACACGCCGGCGAGCGGCCAUUCCCCUGCGCCCACUGCGGCCGCCGCUACAGCCGCAGCUCCAACCUCCUCCUGCACCAGCGGGUGCAUGCGCCCGAGUAGCACCCAGGGGUGCUGCCGGGGGGGGG
Tyto alba (common barn owl) is the source of this 1390-nucleotide messenger RNA. Its product is annotated as zinc finger protein 501-like. Gene Ontology annotation, molecular function: DNA-binding transcription factor activity; RNA polymerase II cis-regulatory region sequence-specific DNA binding. The transcript is spliced from 3 exons. Bases 96 to 1364 code for a protein of 422 amino acids. Gene Ontology annotation, biological process: regulation of transcription by RNA polymerase II. The record is from RefSeq and is a predicted model, not a curated record. NCBI's taxonomy places the organism in Eukaryota, Metazoa, Chordata, Aves, Strigiformes, Tytonidae.